AUUCCUUAUAUGACGUAUGUUGCUAAAAAUAAGAUCACAGUUGACAACAGCACUCUGUUCCACGUUUAAACUUUAGAUGUUGGCAGGGUUUUGAACUAUUGACAAUUAUUUCGACAAGAUGGUUGUAAAUGCUUCUCCUUCUACAGUUUCUUUGGAUCACGUGUACGCGAAAAAAGAUGCAGACCUGGAGGAAGAUAUAUUUUUUAGCUCGCCAGACUUCCUCGACCCAUGGGCUCAGGAUGAUUUUGCCAGUAACACUGAUGCUGGUCUUCUUGACAUUGGCCUUUUAUUUGGGGAAGAAUUCCCGGAACUUGGUGAUUUGUCUCCACCUCACAGUGAAAGCACUUCAUCAGAUUCAUACAUGACACCCAGUCCUAACACUGUGGAUGAUGAGCUGCUUGAAAUUCUCAGCUCAACAUCAGCAUCACCUGGUUUGCCGCAAAACAGUGAAGAUGUCACAAUUAAUCUAGGAUGGAAUGUUGAGCUCCCUGACUUAGAAGGUAAUAUUGAUGCCUCAGAAUCACCAACCCCUGAAACCUGCUUGCCAACAACAGUAAAGUCAUCCACUGUAUCAAUCAAUCUGUCUUCAGUUUCUAUCUGUCCAUCCUCUGCUUCUAGUGCGCGCAAGUCAAAACUUCUGGUUCUUACAUGUGAAGAGAAGAGGUUGUUAGAGUUAGAAGGAGUCACCCUACCAACGGAUAUGCCUCUCACCAAGGCAGAAGAAAAAGUUCUCAAAAAAGUGAGAAGAAAAAUAAAGAACAAGCAAUCAGCACAAGAGAGUAGACGGAAAAAGAAGGAUUAUAUUGAUGGACUAGAAGAACGGGUGAAAGCUUGCACUGAGCUUAACCAUAACUUAUCCAUGAAAGUCAAUAGUUUGGAGGAGCAAAACAAGACACUGCUGGAUCAGCUGAAAGAGCUCCAAGCACUGGUAGCAUCUACACAUCCAACCAAGGCCCAAGCAGGGACAUGUUUGAUGGUGCUGUUUCUGGCCUUUGGUUUGGUUCUCUUUCCAAUAAAGAAUGGUCCUGGAGAACAGAAAGAAGCUGUUGCAAAAUAUGCACCAGCCAUUGUGCGAUCUCGCACACUUCUUCAAGUAAAGGAGGAGUACCCAGAUGAGGUUCCAGAGGUGGCACAAUUUAAUCUGAACAGUACAGAUUAUUUGAAGGCUGCCACUCCUCCCAUGUCACAGAAUGCACCAGCAUCACUUGGAGAAGUUAUGGUGGAGGUCUCAGAUAUCGACAGGAGUCAAGGAGAUAAAGUGAAGCCUCAAAAAAGAUAAUUGAUGAAAUCAUGCAAUGUAAAUAGUUAUGAAAUCAUGCAAUGUAAAUAGUUUUAUAAAUAAGAGAAGUUGUUUUGUGUAACUAGCUUUUGGUAUAUCAGUAGUUAAGUGGUCUAUCAUCAUGUCAACUGUUAAAAUUACCCAUCUGUGGGGCUAAAACAAUAGAUUUGCGCCAACCUUUUCCUGUCAAUGGAAAAAAUUCAGUUGUAAAUAUAUUUUUUUUGUGUAAGAAGGGGUAAUUACACAGGCUUGCAAAGAAAAAAAAGUGGUGAAAAAAGUUACAACAUCAAGACCUAAAAAAGUAGCAUGUUUCCACAACAGCUGGGAAAUAAGUUCUCAGUCAUCAUGUUCUUCAUUUCUGAGAGGAAAGUCAACACUUUUGGGAUGCAAAGUACUUAGGUUUAUUUUGUAAAAUGUAAUGUAAAUUUAUAAAUAAUUCAAACACAUAGUUAAUGGUGCAUGGAUGUCAUACCACUUCCUACAACGAUAUUGUAAUCUAAUUACUGUAUGUCAUGCAUUUUUGUUUAAAAAAACAAAACAAAACUAAAGUAUGGUUGUUUUUUUUUUGUUUUUUUUUCUCAUUACCAUUUUUUUUUAGUCUCUUUGAUGUUGCAGGUAUUAUAAUUUGAUGGAAGUGGCUUUGUUUAAUAUACACUUACGUUUAAGGUCAACCCUCUUGUUUGUAUGGGUGAUCAAGACAGAAUUUCUCCUUACAAUAUUGAUACAAUGUCAAGUAGACAAGUAAGGAGAAUAAAGAAACAUAUCAGUAAGGGCGAUAUUAGUUGAUCCAAUACAAAAUUCUCUGAACCAGCAUAAUGAGAAUUGUAUGGCAAAAAGUAAGGAGAAUUGCAAGUGAUCUCAUGGGAGAGAAACGAUUAUCACUCACUUGGUAAAAGACUAUUGGUAAGCCGUCACUAGUUUCUGCAUCCUAUCACUACUUUGUGAGAACUACAAGUGUUUUUUUGUUUUUGUUUUUUAUCUAUUCACAUGGAUUAUUAGCUAACCCCCAAAAUUUAUGCCAGUUAUUCCAUUUAAUGUGAAUGUAAAGGAUAAGUUAACUUCACUCCAAAUUAUUGUCAUCAUUAUUUGGCGAAAUAUUGAAGGACUUACCCACUGGUGUAUGUACCCCUUAACAAUCUAGUGAUGCAUGGCUGAGGCUCUAUUGCUACCUACCCUCCUUGGUGAAUCCCAGAUUGUUAUAAUUUGUGAUGGCAUUUAAAUUGU
Stylophora pistillata is the source of this 2503-nucleotide messenger RNA. RefSeq names its product cyclic AMP-responsive element-binding protein 3-like protein 3-B. The record is from RefSeq and is a predicted model, not a curated record. Gene Ontology annotation, biological process: regulation of transcription by RNA polymerase II. Lineage: Eukaryota; Metazoa; Cnidaria; Anthozoa; Scleractinia; Pocilloporidae. Gene Ontology annotation, molecular function: RNA polymerase II cis-regulatory region sequence-specific DNA binding; DNA-binding transcription factor activity, RNA polymerase II-specific. Gene Ontology annotation, cellular component: nucleus.